This is a messenger RNA of Tribolium castaneum (red flour beetle), 4511 nucleotides long. It is a transcript of the gene CASK, whose product is annotated as CASK. The coding region runs from base 613 to 3447 and encodes 944 amino acids. Gene Ontology annotation, cellular component: plasma membrane; cell-cell junction. Gene Ontology annotation, molecular function: ATP binding; signaling receptor binding; protein kinase activity. The transcript has 23 exons. Gene Ontology annotation, biological process: protein phosphorylation; regulation of neurotransmitter secretion; intracellular protein localization. The record is from RefSeq and is a predicted model, not a curated record. Lineage: Eukaryota; Metazoa; Arthropoda; Insecta; Coleoptera; Tenebrionidae.
GUAAACUCGAAACUAAUUUAGUUUUUUUCAUGUCUUUGUUGUGGCACCAUUCCGACCUGUCAAAUAUCAUCGAAAAUUAAUCAAACCCGUUUUAAUGAAACUCGCCCCUGGAAAUCGAUGCCCGCAUGUGAAACCCCCGCCUGUCCCUAUUUAGUAGUUUAAAACCGGUGCCGCGUUAUUAAAGUGCGAAGAUAGGUUAUGUUGUCAGCCUGACAUUUGCGUGUGACAAUCCAGGACCGGGUUUCCUGUCGGCGGCCGCACCCACCGUAUCUAAAUCAGUCAUCAAACUCCAAACAAGCCGCUUUGGAGGUGUUAAAAGUCCAGUCCGUAGUGUUAAAACCCGCGGCGCGACGCUGCGCAUGUGUUUUAGGCGUGAUCCCGGCCGGUGUUGCGCCUGUUCCUGUCACAGCUGUCAGUUUGUGGCUGUUUAUUAGCGUGUUGUUGGGUGUGUGCGUCGUGCGGCGGUGAAAACGUCCGAUUGUCGCGGUGUUCGUUUGCGGAGUCCUGUUCGCCGCCCCCAGUUGGGGCCAGAGUGGUAGGCAACCCCCAUGGGCCUGUGCUGAACGGCUUGCCUAGCUGCCGGCGUCGCCGCCCCACAGGCAUGGUCUAACGAUGGCCGACGAGGAAGUUCUCUUCGACGACGUCUACGAUCUCUGCGAGGAGAUCGGAAGGGGACCAUUUAGCAUAGUUAGACGAUGUAUUCACCGCCAAACCGGUCAGCAAUUCGCUGCGAAGAUCGUAGAUGUCGCCAAAUUCACUUCUAGUCCUGGCCUUAGCACGGAUGAUCUGAAGCGAGAAGCCACAAUAUGUCACAUGCUGAAGCAUCCGCACAUAGUCGAAUUAUUAGAAACGUACUCGUCCGAAGGGAUGUUAUAUAUGGUGUUCGAAUACAUGGACGGUUCCGACCUGUGUUACGAAGUGGUACGGAGAGCAUCCUCGGGAUUCGUUUACAGCGAGGCUGUAGCUAGUCAUUACAUGCGCCAGAUCCUCGAGGCGUUGCGGUACUGCCACGAGAACGACAUCGUCCACAGGGACAUCAAACCGGAGAGUAUCCUUUUAGCCACUAAGGAGAAUUCGGCGCCCGUAAAACUCGGCGGUUUCGGAGUCGCCGUCCAAUUACCCGAUAGACAUCCGGCUAAUCCAGGAGAAUGCCUUGUGUCAGAAUACCGGACCAACCUCAGUCCUCUGGGUCAGCAAUAUCUAAAAACUGACAGAGCUGGCCGAGUGGGAUGUCCCAACUUCAUGGCCCCCGAAGUGAUCGAGAGGCGAUCGUACGGCAAACCCGUGGACAUCUGGGGUGCGGGUGUCCUUCUCCACAUCCUUCUUUCCGGCGUUUUGCCUUUCCAUGGAAGCGGCCGUCGCCUCAUGGAAUCUAUAUGUCGCGGCAAACUGCACUUGGAUUCGCCGCAGUGGGAGCUCAUUAGUGAUAGUGCAAAAGACUUAAUACAACAAAUGUUAACUGUGGAUCCCAAACAGAGGAUAACGAUACAGGAAGUUUUAAAUCAUAGAUGGCUGAGGGAUCGCGAUAAGGGAUUAAGGAUUCAUCUCGGCGAGUCGGUGGAAGAAUUAAAAAAAUUUAACGCGAGGAGAAAAUUAAAAGCAGUGAUUUUGAGUGCGGUCAAUUCGAGUAAAUGGUAUCCGUACGACGAAACGAAUUCGGACUCGCUCUCGGACUUCGGCGACGACGAGAUCUCGGCGUGCGCCGUCCAGACGAUCCUGGACUCGCUGGACGAUAUCUCCUGCCUUCAAGAGUCGCAGCCUCAAGAGCGCGCGCACCUUCUGGCCCUGCUCGAGGACACCCAUCUUCACAUCCUGCUGGAGUUGUACGAUCGCAUCGCGAGUAAAGUUGUGACGCCGAUCAGGGCGCCACCUAGCGACGCCGUACAGAGGGCCAAAGACGCCGCCGACGCUCUCAGGGAACUGGAACAUCGAAGGGACACGGACCAUAGGGAUCUACAGGAGUUGAGGGAUCUGCUUUGCCGGCCACAUUUCAAGGCCCUUUUACAAGCUCAUGAUGUUGUGGCGCACGAAAUUUACGGCGAAGAUGCUAUGCGGGUCACGCCCCCGCCUCUUCUGCCGUACCUCAACGGGGGCGACGAUCUGGACGGUCCCAACGGCGAGGUGGAAAUGGAGAACGUAACCAGAGUGAGGCUGGUGCAGUUUCAGAAAAACACCGACGAGCCGAUGGGCAUUACGCUGAAGAUGAACGAAGACGGAAAGUGUAUAGUGGCUAGGAUAAUGCACGGAGGGAUGAUUCAUCGACAAGCGACGCUUCAUGUAGGCGAUGAAAUUAGAGAAAUUAAUGGAAUUUCCGUUAUGAACCAAUCCGUUAGUGCUCUCCAAAAAAUCCUCAGGGAGGCAAGAGGUUCAGUCACGUUUAAGAUUGUACCGUCUUAUAGAAGUGCACCACCCCCUUGCGAGUUAUUCCGGAUUAAACCUCUACCAGUACUAAUUUUCGUUCGAGCACAAUUCGAUUAUGAUCCACUUGAGGACGAUUUGAUUCCUUGCGCCCAAGCUGGUAUCGCCUUCAAAACCGGAGAUAUCCUUCAAAUUAUUAGUAAAGAUGAUCAUCACUGGUGGCAAGCCCGCAAGGACAACUCUGCGGGCUCUGCGGGCUUGAUCCCUUCACCCGAAUUACAAGAAUGGAGGGCCGCUUGCGCCGCCAUGGAAAAAACGAAACAAGAACAAGACGUGGAAAAAGGAUGUACUUCUCAUGCUAACGGUUGUGAUGGUACUACAGUCAAUUGCUCAAUAUUCGGUCGCAAGAAGAAACAGUACAAGGAUAAAUAUUUGGCAAAGCACAAUGCUGUUUUUGACCAAUUAGAUUUAGUAACUUAUGAGGAAGUUGUGAAAUUGCCAAUGACUGAUCCAGCUUUCCAGCGAAAGACCUUAGUCCUCCUGGGGGCUCACGGGGUCGGUAGACGGCAUAUUAAAAAUACUCUAAUAGCUAAACAUCCCGAUCAGUAUGCUUAUCCUAUACCACAUACAACGAGGCAACCUAGAGCCGACGAGGAAAACGGCCGCAAUUAUUUCUUCGUGUCGCACGACGAAAUGAUGGCCGAUAUAGCCGCUAAUGAGUAUUUAGAAUAUGGCACGCACGAAGAUGCCAUGUACGGAACUAAGUUAGAUACAAUCCGUAAAAUACAUCAAGAAGGUAAAAUGGCCAUUCUUGAUGUUGAACCUCAAGCACUCAAAGUGUUGCGUACUGCUGAGUUCUCACCAUAUGUUGUGUUCAUUGCUGCUCCGGCUUUGCAAAACAUUGCAGAUUACGACGGUAGUUUAGAACGACUCGCCAAAGAAUCUGACAUGUUGCGUCAGGCCUACGGGCACUACUUCGACUUAACAAUCGUAAACAAUGAUAUCGACGAGACGAUCGCGGCCUUGGAGGCGGCCAUCGAGCGCGUCCAGACCACUCCGCAAUGGAUUCCCGUUUCUUGGGUCUACUGACAACAACCUUCAUUGGAAUUCGGCUCGCUUCAGAACUUCUGAGCCGCGCUUUCACCGGAAUUUAUUGAAGUGAAUUAACAGUGAAAGAAGCUGCACCACACACUCACACACACCCGACACAGAGAGUAGUCUGAAAAAAUGAAAAAAUAAAUCGCUAGUGUUUUGUGUUUUUUCGUUUUUCUUUUCCAAAGACACGCUGAUACCAAAGCCAAUUUGACUCGUUUGCUAAGUAUAGGAUUAGAAAUAGCGAUGUUGAAUGUAACGUUUCGUUCGACACCCGGUCUUCAUCAGUAGUUUCAUAGUUUCUAAACCUACACAACGCACAACUCAAUGAAAUUCAAACAACGUAACGAAACGAUAAUUUGCUUCAAUAUAAGAAAAAAUAUAGCAAUACGUCUGAAAGUAUUACAAACUUAAUCGUAAUUAUUAUAUAAUGUGAUUUAAUGAUGUUAAAGUGCUCACAAGUACUGUUAAAAGCGAUAACUCGACGACGUCAAAAUUCUGAUUACGACUCAUUUCUUGCUUUGAUUUGAUUGGUUCGCCGGCUUGUUACUAAAAACACAGCUUCCUUGAUCACUGAAGACCGGUGUCAGCCCUAGUCAUUGAUCGAGGAAGCUGUGAAAAACACAUAUCCGAUUCGAGGAUGACUAGAAAAUUUGAUGACGGGAAACCAAAUUCUAGAUUACGAGAUAUUGUACUAUAAAGCUUUUCAAUUUUUGAUAGUGAGAUGAAAUUGUUCUAUUUUGAGGCAGUGGAGUUUCAUUUUGAUCAUUUUCUGCUGUUUAUAUAUUUAUAGAUAAGUGCCAUUGUCGAUUUAUGUAAAGAAGUUUAAUUAUUUCAGUUAUGAUUGAACACUAAAAAUUAAAAAAACGAAAAACACAUUCAUUAAACUUAUACAAGUGAUUGCUUCCUCAAAUAAGUGUACCUACCUACUUAAAAAAUGAACUAAAGGGUAUUCCUAACAUAAUUUGAUAAAAAGUAGUGUAGCGUUUUAAAAGUUUGCAUUUAUUUGAAACGUUAGACAAUGUAGGUUCAAUAUUUCUGAAAUAAAAUGUAAUAUAAUG